Molecule: messenger RNA, 594 nt
Organism: Arxiozyma heterogenica
Lineage: Eukaryota; Fungi; Ascomycota; Saccharomycetes; Saccharomycetales; Saccharomycetaceae
Gene: TSR2
Product: Tsr2p
Exons: 1
Coding region: 1-594 (197 amino acids)
Biological process (GO): maturation of SSU-rRNA from tricistronic rRNA transcript (SSU-rRNA, 5.8S rRNA, LSU-rRNA)
Cellular component (GO): nucleus
Source: RefSeq, a predicted model, not a curated record
AUGUCAGAAUACGAUGACUAUUUAAUGGUAGAAUCAGAAUCAGGAAAACCAAGCUUAAUGUUUUCAGAUCCAAAACAACAGGCCAGAUUCGAAUUAGGUAUAUCAAUGCUAGUAUAUAGUUGGGAUGCAUUAGAUAUUGCAGUUAUAAAUCAAUGGGGUGGUAUUGAAUCUGCAGAAAAAAGAGAUUGGAUAACCGGUAUCAUCGUGGAUCUAUUUAAAAAUAAUAAAGCAGUUGAUUCUCCAUUACUUGAAGAGACCCUAUUGUAUGCAAUGUUGGACGAAUUUGACACCCAUGUUGACGAUGGAUCUGCUCAACCAAUUGCAAAUAACAUGAUCAUAUUAUAUGAUGAAUGUAGGCAAUUAAACUAUAGUAGAGUAGAAGAGUUAUAUACCAAAUGGCUAGAAAGGCAAAAAACAGGUGCUAAUAAGGAAAGAUAUGUUGAAAUCAACAAAGUAAUUAGUGAUAGUGAAGAAGAUGAAGAUAUGAAUGUUGAGGUAGAACAAGACCAUAUUGAACCAGCUUCAAGAUAUGAACCAAUUAUUGACGAUGAUGGGUUUGAAAUGGUUCAAAAAAAAGGGAGAAGAAGAUAUUAG